AAGAAGGAAGGAAGGAAGGAAGGAAAGAAAAGUGUCGGAAGGAAGUGAACAAGAAAGAAAGAAAUUAAAAGAGGGGAAGGGUGGGGGAGCGUGUGCGCGCGCCUUUGCUGUGUUGUGCUGUGCAGCCAAUUUGGGGACUGUCUCGUGUGGCGCCAACUUUUGGUUUUUUCGGGGGAUGGCCAAACCCAAAACCAAAUCCCUCUCAUCCUCUUCCCGCCCAAUCUUUUCGCCGCCGCCCGCCCGACCGCAAGCAAAAGCACAGUCAUCAAUCUUCAUCUUCCAUAUCCAAGCCUCCAUCGCUCUCUUCCUUCAGCCAUUUAUAGGCAGCCAGCCCCCACUUCCUCAGUCCACACCACAGUGAGUGGCAGUGGAGAGUGAGAGACCAGACCCCAUCUAUGUGAUAAUUCUCUCUCUCUCUGCUAUUCCCAUUUCUUUUCGGUGCGAUUGAGUGAGUGAGCGUCUGCUGCUACUGCUAGGGAUCCAACUGAGAAAUGGGAUCGGCGGUUUUGUUGGACUCUGCUGUGUCCAGCGAGAGCGGGCCACCUGGCGGCGAUGACAACCCCUCUAAUUCAUCCUCAGGGAUGGAGGUUGAUAAGGUUGAUGAAAUACAGGCUGCACUCGCCAAAACUAAAAGGUCAUCAAAAACUACCAAGAACGGGAAGAAGCGGAAUUCGCACUCUCAGAACGGGAAGGACGGUGCCCCUAAAAGGCCAAGGCGAGCGGUGGCAUGUACGAGUUUCAAGGAGAAACCCGAACACUUCUCUGAGAAGUCUGAUCUUAUCGAGGCAAAGAAAGAUCAGGUAGCUGAAGAUGAGAUAUUAGCUAUCCGUAUGACUGCUGGAAAAGAUGAUGAGCGACCCAACAGAAGACUUUCUGAUUUCAUCCUGCAUGACUCGAAGGGACUUCCUCAGCCCUUUGAGAUGUCGGAAGUUGAUGAUCUGUUCAUCUCCGGUCUCAUAUUACCCCUUGAAGAAUCUGCUGAGAAGGAGAAAGACAGGGAGAAGGGCGUCAGGUGUGAAGGGUUUGGCCGCAUAGAAUCUUGGGCUAUCUCUGGUUACGAAGACGGCUCUCCAGUCAUUUGGCUUUCAACUGAUAUUGCCGAUUACGACUGCCUUAAACCAGCUGGUAGCUACAAGAAAUUCUAUGAUCAUUUCUUUGAAAAGGCACGUGCUUGUGUGGAGGUUUACAAGAAGCUAUCGGCUUCUUCUGGGGGGAGUUCUGACUGCAGUCUUGAUGAGCUGCUCGCUGGGGUUAUUCGUGCUAUGAGUGGAAGCAAGUGCUUCUCCAGUGGCUCUUCUAUUAGAGAUUUCAUCAUUUCCCAGGGUGAGUUCAUCUAUAACCAGCUGGUGGGUUUGGAUGAUACUUCGAAAAAGAAUGAGAGGAUGUUUGUGGAGAUGCCUGUUCUAGCAGCACUUAGAGAUGAGAACAAUAAGUAUGGCAAUUUCAUGCAAGCACAUGUGGCUUCUUCAGGUAAGGAUCUGGUGAUUGGUGCAAGAUCUGCUAAUGGAGAGAAAGCAGAGUCUGAGGAGGAUGAGGAUGUGAAACUAGCUAAGUUAUUGCAAGAAGAAGAGUACUGGCAAUCGAGGAAGCAAAAGAAAGGACAGGGUUCAUCUGCUGUGGGACCCGGCAAGUUCUACAUCAAGAUCAAUGAAGAUGAAAUAGCAAAUGACUACCCUCUACCUGCAUACUACAAGAAUGAAGAGCAGGAAACUGAUGAGUUCAUCAUUUUUGAUGGCGACCUUGAUAUGGUUGACAUUGAUGAGCUCCCUCGAAGCAUGCUGCACAACUGGUCCCUCUAUGAUUCAGAUUCAAGGUUGCUCUCAUUGGAGCUUCUUCCUAUGAAGCCCUGUGACGAUAUUGACGUGACCAUUUUUGGUUCUGGCAUCAUGACUGCUGAUGAUGGAAGUGGAUUCUGUCUGGAUACUGAUGAAGAUCAGUCUUCCUCUGGUUUGUCUGGAACUCAGCAAGAGGAUGGGAUUUCAAUUUAUUUGAGUGCAAUAAAGGAAUGGAUGAUAGAAUUUGGAUCUUCGAUGGUUUUCAUUUCCAUUCGUACUGAUUUGGCCUGGUACAGACUUGGCAAACCAGCAAAGCAGUAUGCACCGUGGUACAGACCAGUACUGAAGACAGCAAGAGUAGCAAUAAGCAUCAUUACAUUGCUGAAAGAGCAAAGCCGAGUGUCAAAACUCUCAUUUGCGGAUAUCAUCAAGAAGGUGUCUGAGUUUGAUGAAACGCACAUUGCUUAUAUUUCCUCUAGUGCAGCAGCUGUGGAGAGAUACAUUGUGGUGCAUGGGCAGAUUAUCUUGCAACUCUUUGCAGUCUAUCCUGAUAAAAAGAUUAGGAACUGUUCAUUUGUAUCUGGUCUUAUGAAGAAAAUGGAGGAGAGGCACCACACAAAGUGGCUCGUAAAGAAGAAGAAGAUAUUGCAGAAGGGUUUGCCAAACUUGAAUCCUAGGGCCGGAAUGGGACCUACUUUACCAAAGAGGAAGGCAAUGCAGGCAACGACGACAAGGCUGAUUAACAGAAUUUGGGGAGAGUACUAUUCAAAUUAUUCUCCAGAGGAUUUAAAAGAGGGAGCAUGUCUUGAAGCAAAAGAGGAGGAUGAGAUUGAGGAGCAAGAUGACAAUGAGGAUGAUGAUUCUGAGGAGACAUCAUUGGUUCCUGUUGAAGUUCAGAAAACAAGUCCAGAGCCUAAGGUUCGGAAGACCUUCACACAUAAAGAAACAAGGUGGGACGGGGAUAUAAUUGGCAAAAGAUCCUCUGGUGAAGCCCUUUAUAGACGGGCUAUUGUUCAUGGAGAACAGGUUGAUGUAGGGGCUGCGGUUUUGUUGGAGGUUGAUGAAUCAGACGAUUUUUCUGCAAUUUAUUUAGUGGUGUACAUGUAUGAGACAUCAAGGGGUAGCAAGAUGUUUCACGGAAGAAUGAUGAAGCGGGGGUCUCAAACUGUUCUGGGAAAUGCUGCUAAUGAGAGGGAGUUAUUUUUAACGAAUGAUUGUGCAGAUAUAGCAUUGGGUGACAUUAAGCAGACAGUUCCACUGGAGAUCCGUUCGAGACCAUGGGGACAUCAGUACCGGAAAAGUGAUGCUACUGCUGAUGCUCUUGAUCGAGCUAAAGCUGAGGAGAGGAAAAAGAAAGGAUUGCUGCUCGAGUUUUACUGCAAGAGCUUGUAUUGGCCUGAGAGGGGUGCUUUCUUUAGUCUUCCUGUUGAAUCAGUGGGUUUUGGAUGUGGUGGUUGCUACUCUUGCAACACAAGGGAAUCUGAGAAGGAAAAGGAAACUUUUAAGAUAAGUUCAUCUAAGGACUUUCUAUAUAAGGGAGUCAACUAUUCUGUCCAUGACUAUGUCUACGUAAGCCCCCAUUGCUUUGCUGAUGAAAGUGAAGGGACUGAAACUUUUAAAGGAGGCAGAAAUGUGGGGCUGAAGGCGUAUGCCGUGUGCCAAUUAUUGGAGAUACUUGCCCCCAAAGAAACAAAGAAAGUUGAGGCACAUUCUACCCAGAUCAAAGUCAGGAGGUUUUACAGGCCAGAGGACAUCUCAUCCGAGAAGGCAUAUUAUUCUGACAUUCGAGAGGUCUAUUACAGUGAGGAAAUACAGAUGUUGACUGUUGAUACCCUAGAAGGGAAGUGCGAAGUUAGGAAGAAAAAUGAUAUUCCACCAUCUGAUUCCCCCGCUAUUUUUCAUAUUUUCUACUGUGAGCGUCUAUAUGAUCCUACAAAAGGAUCACUCAAGCAGUUGCCAGCUCACAUUAAGGUUAGAUACUCAGUUGAAACUCUAGGAGAUGAUGCUGCAGUAAGAAAAAGAAAGGGGAAGUGUAAAGAAGGAGAAGAAGAUUCAGAACUUGCAAAACAGACAGAAGCAUCUCAGCAAAAACGUUUGUCCACAUUAGAUAUUUUUGCUGGUUGUGGAGGCUUGUCUGAAGGAUUACAACAAUCUGGAGCUUCAGUUACGAAAUGGGCAAUAGAAUAUGAAGAGCCUGCUGCGGAUGCAUUUAAACUCAAUCAUCCUGAGUCAGCGAUGUUUGUCAAUAAUUGCAAUGUGAUCCUAAGGGCUAUAAUGCAGAAGUGUGGGGACAUAGAUGACUGCAUUUCAACACCUGAAGCUGCUGAGCUUGCUGCCAAACUUGAUGAGAAAGAGAUUGCUGACUUGCCAUUACCAGGGCAAGUUGAUUUCAUUAAUGGAGGCCCCCCUUGUCAGGGUUUCUCCGGGAUGAACCGGUUCAACCAAAGUACAUGGAGCAAGGUUCAGUGUGAGAUGAUAUUGGCAUUCCUAUCGUUUGCUGAAUACUUUAGGCCAAAGUACUUCCUCUUGGAGAACGUAAGGAAUUUCGUGUCCUUCAAUAAAGGACAGACUUUCCGGCUGACUCUUGCCUCUCUCCUGGAGAUGGGAUACCAGGUGAGGUUUGGUAUUCUGGAGGCUGGAGCAUAUGGAGUUUCUCAGUCGCGGAAGCGAGCAUUCAUAUGGGCGGCAGCUCCAGGGGCAGUCCUUCCUAAGUGGCCUGAGCCAAUGCAUGUCUUUGCAGCCCCUGAGUUGAAAAUUGCGCUGUCCCAAAAUUUGCAUUAUGCGGCGGUUCAGAGCACAGCAACUGGAGCUCCUUUUCGAGCGAUUACAGUGAGGGACACGAUUGGAGAUCUCCCAGAAGUUGGGAAUGGGGCAUCGAGGACAACUCUCGAGUACCAAAGCGAUCCGGUCUCAUGGUUCCAAAAGAAAAUAAGAGGUAACAUGGCGGUCUUGACUGAUCAUGUAUCAAAAGAGAUGAAUGAGCUCAACUUGAUCCGAUGCCAGAGGAUUCCAAAGCGGCCAGGUGCUGAUUGGCGUGACCUCCCUGAUGAAAAGGUAAAAUUAUCAACUGGACAAAUUGUUGACCUGAUACCAUGGUGCCUGCCAAAUACUGCUAAGCGGCACAAUCAGUGGAAGGGGCUGUUCGGAAGGUUGGACUGGGAAGGGAACUUCCCAACUUCGAUCACGGAUCCUCAACCCAUGGGAAAGGUUGGGAUGUGCUUCCACCCUGAGCAGGACAGAAUUCUUACAGUUCGUGAAUGUGCCCGAUCUCAAGGGUUCCCGGAUGGGUAUCAAUUUGCUGGGAACAUUCAACACAAGCACCGGCAAAUUGGGAAUGCGGUGCCUCCUCCUCUGGCUUAUGCCCUAGGCCGGAAACUUAAGGAGGCCAUUGACUCCAAGACGUUCUCUGCUGCUUAAAUAUAAUCAUAUACCUUUUCAAUUGGAUAGGUGGAGUGGAUGUACUCAAGCGUCGAGAUGAGAAGGGAAGAGAAGACAUAAAUACUGUUUAUUUGUUAUUUUUAUAUUUAUAUGAACAAAAAGAAAAAAUAUUGGUAUAGGCUGUAAGCGAGAAGAGAUAAUUGCCCAAUCAAUUUCUAUUAUCCAAUUAGCCAAAUAUAUAUAAAUUUGUCAGCAAGAAAAGAAAAGAAACACACAUCGCUCCAUUAUCAUGUAAAGGAAUUUAAGUAGUCCUUUUAUUUAUUUAUUUUUGUCUCUUU
Molecule: messenger RNA, 5491 nt
Organism: Punica granatum (pomegranate)
Lineage: Eukaryota; Viridiplantae; Streptophyta; Magnoliopsida; Myrtales; Lythraceae
Source: RefSeq, a predicted model, not a curated record